Leishmania mexicana MHOM/GT/2001/U1103 is the source of this 666-nucleotide messenger RNA. RefSeq lists its product as hypothetical. The transcript has a single exon. Bases 1 to 666 code for a protein of 221 amino acids. Lineage: Eukaryota; Euglenozoa; Kinetoplastea; Trypanosomatida; Trypanosomatidae. The record is from RefSeq and is a predicted model, not a curated record.
AUGCCGACCUUGUUCUCGUUCCCAUCUCGGUCCUCUGCAACCCCUCUAGCCAUGUACGGCUGUCGGCGCACAUUCACCGCAGCUGCAGCUGCUGCUACCUCGCCUUCCGCAUCCUCGAGCACAUCGGCGGACGGGCGGCUCUUAGUCGCCGGUGCUGAAGCGGUGGAAAAGUCUGGGGCAGCAGCGAUGCGCAGCCUGUACAGGCGCCUGCUCAAGGCCGGCGAAGAGGGCAGAAUGAUGCAGCACUGUCUCACGGUGAACUCUCUGAGCGACAGCUUAACAUACGGACUUCGGUUACUGCGACUGCAUCGUGAGCUGACUACGGUGGACGUGAUAGCACAGCAAACUCCGCGGUGGCGCGUGGCGAAGCGGGCGCGCCAGGAAUUAGCACGUCGCUACUAUGCGUGGAGCCUGCUGUCGCUGCGCCUGCAGCUGCGCAGCCGCAACGCGAUCGCUGACGUCCUUGUGUACUUGCUCUUUGUCACCAUGUGCUUCCUUCUCUACGAAAUCUACCGCGCAUGCCGCAUUGGGGUGAACCGGGCCGAGGAGCGCUAUCGCACGCUCUCCAUCCCCAUUAUUCAGACCUUGGAAGCACUCGAGGCGGCGCAGAUGCGGAAGCGCGAGCUGCGCAAGGAGAUGGAGAAGGACAUUGUGCGAGAGCGUUGA